UUGAUUGUCCCGCCGGCGGCGAUACGAUCGAAUCCCGAGCGUGGACCGAUGAGGAAGGAAAGAGGUGCGGGCAGGAACCCACAGAACCAGUGCAAACAAGUGUCCCGAAGCAACGGCAAACGCCCCGCUGGUGAAGGGGCGAGGUUCAACUCCCGAAGCGCCAAUGCCAAUGGGACGUGAGCGGCAGCUUCUGCGGGCCUGCCUGCGCUGGAAGCUGUUUGCGAUGAGAUGACGAAGUGGUGGACGAAAGGAAACAAUACGCAAUCGCAAGGGAGUUGCUGGAUGCAAUGAGAAAAGGGGUCCGGCGGGCGGUGGAAAUAGAGCGACAGAGAGCAAAGAAAGUACAAACGCGGAGACCGGUUGGUGGAGAAGAAAUGGGACUAUUCACUCUUUCACUCUUUUAAAUCCGCGGCAGUUCGAUGUCAGUAUUAUGACGUGCCCUUCUCAUCAAAGCUGGUCGAUACAGCAGUCGAAAUGGAGAUGGUAGACUCUACGAGUAGGGCUAAGGGUUCAUAUGAUCCGGUUCGAAGGACCAAAUCUUACCUCGCUGCGUGGUGAUCCGGUUCGAAGGACCACAUCGCGCAUGGCUAUGAGCAAACAACGCAUAAAAAAGCCAUAGAAAAAACAGUGAAGCAGUGUGACAUUUUAUUUAAUGUCAUCAGAUUUAUCAAAAUGAUACGCUGCAAUUGGAUAGUUUGGAUCGGAGCGUGUCUGCUGCUGCAGGCACCGUGGCUAGUGGCCGCAGAUCACGAUCCACCGCCCGGGAACCGGCCGACCCAGCUGGAAGACAUCGAGCGGGACAAUCUGAACAGCGAGCGGCAGGUGUUCAAAAAGGAAGCGAUAGCACAGCAGCAGCACGGAGCUAGCUCGAGCCAAAGCAACAAUCACUACACCGUGCAGAUACAGCACCAUCCGGGCAGUACGGCCGGUACGCACAGCUCGGUCAAAUACGUGACGCCACUUCCCGCCCCGACCCAGACGCUCACCUACUCGAAAGAUCACGCUGUGCCGCAACAAUACGUCAGCAUUCCGCAGCAGCAGCAGCCGCCGCUUCAAUUCCACCAGCAACAGCCACAGCAACAAGUGCCACAGGUGCACGAGGCGCAUUCCACCUAUACGGUGCCGUCCCGUCAGUCACUGCUGCAGCCCAUCAUCGGUGGAGGUGCACCGGCCUCCCCGUAUCUGACGCCGCAGCCGCAGUACGUGUAUGUGCAGGCCCGGCCCCAGCCGCUGCCACAGUAUGCGGCCGACAACAGUCUGCCCCAACAGCUGCUACACAUCCUGCCACAAAAUUCACAAGCUUAUAUCAUGAUUCCGACGCCAUAUUACCAGCAGCAGCAGCAGCAGCAGCAAGCACCGCACGCGCCAGCCUCCCCGACCGGGCCAGCCCUGCCAUCGAUUACACCGCCCUCAUCGCCGGCAACGCCCCAUUCCGCCCAGCAGCUGGCCGCGUAUGUCAACGACCCGGACAAUCACAUCCAAACCUACUCUCACGGUGAAACGGGAGCACAGUCCCCAGCCACCGGGGCGACGGUCCAGCCUACGCCGCAACCCGAUGUCGUAUACGCCGCUUCCUCUACCCCAGCUCCACCCCGGCAUCAAUCGCCGUCGGCCGAAUUUUCCAUCGUGAAGAGCGUCGAGCAGCCGGUCUACUUCUCACACGACCUUCCACCGCUCCAAUCGAACAAGCUGCCCCAGCACGGCGAUGGUUCUGUGUUUCAGUUCGGUGGCGCACAGGUACACCACCCCGUCACUGGCAGACCUUUCACGGGCCAUGCGCAACAGCUUCACCCGCACCAGCAGCUUCAUCAUCACCACCAACAACCUCCGCACCAGCUGCACUACCCUGCGUACGUACAGCCGCACGGCCAUUCGUACGCCGGGGCCCACCAGCAACUUCACUAUCCUUCCCUGGCGCAUCCGAACAACGGCAUCUUGAACUACUUUGGCGUACAGCAGCGGCCACCCACCAGCCUGCUCGACUCGUACGUACCAUCCUCGCUGCAGCUUGCGAAAACGCCACUGUACACCACGAAACUGGCACCCCACGCGUACCCGGCGUUCCAUCACGGGCAGCUGCAUCUCCAGCAGCCACGUCCGGUGCAGUUCUACCAGCAGGGCGUCCCCGUGCACCCGGUGAACCCGCUCCACACGACCAUCCUGCAGCCGGCAGGGCAUGGCGCAUCCUUCCCGCACGCGCAACCACUCGCGCUGGGGCAGCUUCCGUCGGGCCCGUCGGCCACCGCCCCCGGGUACAAUACGAUCGCGUACUCCGUGCCGCUGGCGUUCACGAAAACGUCCGCGCAGUACAAACGCUCACCGGCGCUGUUCAGUGUGGCCGGGUUUGCAAGACCGUCGACGGCCGGUUUGGCCACGACCAAGCUCCAGCCGGCGAAGCAGUUCGCGUGAGCGGGAAUGCAGCUGCACACACGGUGUGCGUAAAAAUAGAGGUUAAUUUAUUUAGUUGAUAGAAUACAUUGUGGCGAGCGUUGU
Molecule: messenger RNA, 2493 nt
Organism: Anopheles merus
Lineage: Eukaryota; Metazoa; Arthropoda; Insecta; Diptera; Culicidae
Product: ataxin-2 homolog
Exons: 6
Coding region: 673-2409 (578 amino acids)
Source: RefSeq, a predicted model, not a curated record